Molecule: messenger RNA, 4836 nt
Organism: Paramecium tetraurelia
Lineage: Eukaryota; Ciliophora; Oligohymenophorea; Peniculida; Parameciidae
Exons: 2
Biological process (GO): regulation of telomere maintenance
Cellular component (GO): nucleus
Molecular function (GO): NAD+ poly-ADP-ribosyltransferase activity
Source: RefSeq, a predicted model, not a curated record
AUGAAUCAAUGGGGGUUCUCAUUUAAGCAUUCAUAAAUAAAAGAUGAAUUCGACUCCUAUGGAGGAUUAUUAAAAGUUGAUAAUUAAAAAAAAAUGUAAAAUUAUUCAGACUAACCUUUAAAAGGUUACAAAACGAAUAAUAAAAAAAAUAACAAUAAAAGACCUAAUAGGAAUUAAUAGAUGGACCUUUAUGAACAAAAAUAUAAAAAUUCCGAUGAACGUUAGUAAUAUUCUCAAGUAAACACAUAUAAUAAUAAUAAUGAACAACAAAUGAAUUCAAAUAACUAUGAACCUUAGUAUUAUGGAUAUAAUUAGCAUGAUAAUAAUCAUCAAGAUUAAGAUUCUUGGAAUUAAUCUAAUUAGCCAUAAAAAUCAUAAUAGCAGAAUUAAUACUAAUAUUAAUAAUAGCAAUAACAAUAGCAAUAGCAAUAAUAUCAAUAAUAAUCAUAGCAAUAACAAUAUCAAUAUUAAUAACAAUAACUACAACAAUAACAUUAAUAAUCGUCAUAUCAAUAGCAAUAAUUAUAAUAUUCACAAUAAAUAUAACCAUUCCCUCAGUAAACCUCAUUUCCUGUUCAACCCCUUUAUUAAAAUUAAUUCUAAUUUAAUCAAUAAAUACCACCACAACAAGAAUAAUCAAAUCCGUUGAAUAUCAUGUAAGAUUUGUAGCUCAAUUAAAAUCAUACUCAAAAUGAUACUGGUUUUACCGAAGUCUAAAUAAGUCAGUACAACUAGCCGUCAAAAAAUAAUUCCUAAAUAAAUUAGAGCUCUCAAAUCCCUAAAUCAAUAAUAACUUCCCUUGCAAAAGAAGAGUAACUAGAUAGUUAUUAUAACUCUUAUCAUAAAUUAAUAGAUUAUUUUUUUCAAUAUGCAGACAUCGAGAUUAAAAUUUCUAAUAUUAAUCCAAUUGUUGAACCAAGAUUGAAUGAAAUUUAUUUUGAUCUCAAAGAAUUGAGAUUAAAGAUAUAACAAAUUGACAUUGAAGACUAAUUACGUGCAAAUAGGACUUACUAAGUAAAAGAACAAUAGGAAAACAACAUUUCUUAAAAGGAUAAAAUGAUUAUUCUACAUAGUCUCAUAAUUGAAAAUCUAUAUCGAGAGGCCGAAAAUCACAAAUCAAAAAUAUUAAUAAGCUACCAAAAAUAUCAAUAUAAAAUAAAUCCAUUAGAUCAGCACUACGAAGAGAACGCUAAAAACUUUUAUUUAAUUUUCAAAAAAAAAUGGGAUAAUCACAUUAUAUUGAUCGAAUAAUGCAAAUCAGAAUUUGAAGCUAAUUCCAAAAUAAAAUUAUUGAAAGUACCCAGAAUCAACUAAUCCUUCUGCAAAGAACUUGGUUUUCAAAAUCCAAUUAUUAUGUUGACAUCUGAUCUUAAUCUGGUAACCUUGAGUACCACAGCUUUAUACAAUGACGGAUUAGCAUUAUAAAAAAAAACCAAUGAAAUAAUAGUUAUAAACUCCUUUGAUCAAAAUUAGAAAGAAAAUAUCUCAACUUUAAAUGAUAAGUUCUAGAAAUUUCUUCAGGAUCCCUAAUAUAUAAAAAAUGUUAAAGAAACUUUCGAUAUUGACUGUUAACCACAAAAGGAUAUUAAUGAGAUUGACAAAUGCAUACAAGCACUUUAAGCAAGAGAAUAUAUAGAAAUAACAGUUACCACCCCAAUAUUUAAUUUAUAAAAUAAAGGAAAGUAUUUAGUAUAAGCUGAAUUGCAACUAUGGAUAGAAGGCUAUUAAACAUAAGAGAUGAUUAAUUAAAAAUUAAAAGUUGUGAAAUAACAAUUAAAUGAAAUCUACAAUCCACCAAUAAUAAUAUAGGUAUUUGAAUAAGAAAAAAUUAAUUUGUGGAAGAAUUAUUUAGGUUCCCUUUUUGAAAAUCAAAAUAAUUCAAAGGAAUGCAUAACUAGAGAGGAUAAGGGUAUAUUAACAAUUGAACUUAAUGGGCAUUAAGAUGUAAUUUAUGAAAAGAAAGAGAAAAUAGAAACUUUGUUUAAACAAUUUUAAUGCAAAAAUAUUGAAUAUUAAUGUGAAAAUGACAUACUUAAGGUGUUAGUGAGUAAGAAAGCUUAAUUAUCAAAAUUAUUUAAAGCAAUUUUUACAGAAAUUGCUUCAGAAUUUGGACAAUGCUAGAUUUAAAUGAUUGAUGUUAAUGAAAAAUCACUGACUGUAAUAAUUGAGGUUUACUUUAAUUCAAUAGAUUACAAAUUUACAAAUAUAAGUGCAAAAGUUGUUCAGUUUUUGUUUGAUCUAGAUUACAUACUAUUAAAAAUUAAUUUUAAAGAGUUCUUAUAGUUUUAAGGUCUAAAAGAGAUUUAAUUUUAGGAAUAGUAUCAAGUUGCUGUAGCAAUAGGAAAGUAAAAAGAAGUUGGGAUCAUUGGGAGAUAAAAGGAAUUAGAUGAAAUAAAAUAAAUGUCGAAAUAGUUUGAUCAAUCAAAGAAAGAGAAUUAUACUUCUAUAAUUAUUGAUUGCGAUAAUAAAUUGGUUUUUAAUAGAAUUAAAUAGUUAAACUCAAAGCCUAAGUAAGAUGCCAAUGUUGAUGAUGAAAACGCUGUAGUGAUUAGCUUUCCAUAGGAGAAUAAGAUAAUGAUAUAAGCAUCUAAGAAAUAGAUUUAAUAAGAAAAGGAUAAGAUGAAUAACAAGAUCCAAUAAUUUAAAGGUGAAAUUUCAACUAAGUCUUGUUAAUUCUCUGAUAAGGAAGUUAAAUAUAUUGAUAAAAACUUUAAAUCACUUUUGGAAAAAUUACAAAAGAAUAAUGAAAUAAUAAUAUCUACUUCUUCUCAAGGUCCAAUAUCAUUAUAAUCAGAGAAAUCUGCAGCAUGUACUUUGGAAUAUUAAAAUAAGAAGAUUCAAAUAAUCUAUGGAGACAUCUCAACUAUUUAAUGUGAUGCAAUAGUCAAUUCUUGUAAUAACAAAAUAUCUUUUGGUGAUUCAUUAUAGUUAACUGGUGUUGCUUAAAGUAUCUUCUAGUUGGGAGGAACAUAAUAUUCAUCAGCUUGUUAGGAAUACAUCAGAAAGCAUUAUGAGUUAGAGAUAGGAAAGGUUUUCACCUAUAAGAUGCCAAAUGAUAGACAGAUUAAAUAUAUUCUUAAUGUAGCCACACCAGUAUAUUCUGAAGGAUUUGUAACAGAUGAGGAUUUGAAAAAGAUUUAACAUAACAUAGAGGCGAUUUUCAAAGAAAUUAACAAUUUAGAUGUAAAGACUUUAACUCUUCCUAUUUUUGGAGGAGGGGCAUGUGGAUACGGUUUUAAUUAAGUUACCUAAGUGGUAUUGAAUAGUGUUAUAAAUUCUUUAUAUUUUUAAAAGAACUCCAUAGAAGCAAUUUACAUAGCAGAGUUAAUAGAUAUCAAAGUUGAUUGGCUGACUAAAAUACUCAAAAAUAUCUUAAAACCUCCUGAGAAGGAAAGGUAAGUAAAAUAUUAAUGGUAAUGGUAAGAUAACUAAGCCUUUAAAAAUUAUGAUGAUGAAGAUAUUAAUAAUUAGAUAGAUGAGGCAUACGAAUAAUUUUAAUAGACAGGCAAAGAUUAGAAGGUGAUGUUGAAAUUUCCAUUCUCCAAACAGCCUGGAACUCAUACUGUUAAUCUGGAUUCAUUAAUAGUUACUGAUAUCUCAUUAAAAACUACGAAGAAAAUAAUUUCAAAGAAAGUAUCUAAUUCAAAGAGAUUUUAUUUUGAUGAAGAUGUAUUAGACGAUUAAUAAAAUGAAUAUUUGCUGCUUUAAGAAUUGAACAACAUAAAAUAAUUUGACAUCUUUUAUAAGAAACAUUAUGUAGAAUUUAAGAAGGGUGAGAUGUAUUAAAUGAAUUAAGAGACCCAAUUUAAGAGAACCAUAAAGCCCGUUUAAUACGUAUCCAAAAAGACUAAGUCAUAAGGAAAACCUAAUAAAUUAGUUGGUAAAGAUUUCACAUUAAUCGAAUCUCAGAAUUAAGUUUCCAAAUUAGUUUAAUAAAAAUCUAACUGUGAUUAAUUAACUCUAUAAUCAUUUGAUGGAUCUCUUAAUGAAAUGAUUUACAAAUAGGUUAAAGCUGAAUUGGAGAAAUAGGUUUUGGAGUUUAAAUUUGAUGUCCCUAAUCUAUCAGAUAGUGGACUUUAAGAAAUGCAAUAGUUUAUUUAAUCGAUUGCAUUGUCCAUUAAUGGGAGAUUUAAAUAAGGGGAGAAAAUUUUACUAAAAAUUUUUGAAAAAAAAAAGAAUAAGAUUGUUAAUUAUAUUAAUUCAAUAAAAUCUUAAGAAAAGGCAUAUCCAGAUACUUGGGUACCAUAGAGUCAAAAUUUGUUGAGGACUGCUUUGUAACCAAACUCAUAAGAAUACUAAAAAAUAGCGAACUUGUUUAAGAAGACUGAUGCUGGAUAGAUAUAUGAGAUUUACAGAAUUUAAAAUAAAUCCUUAUGGGAUAAUUAUAAUGCAGAAAAAAAUAAGUUGAUAGAGAUACAUAAAUAAUAAGGUACAAACUUAAAAGCUAUUGAAAUUGAUAGAUAUUUAUGGCAUGGAGUCAGAACGUAACAUCCUCAAAUAAUCUAUUCUGGCUUAAAGGAAGCUUUUGAUUAAACAUACAGCAACAUUGGUAUGUGGGGUGCUGGUAUCUACUUUGCAGAAAAUGCUAGUUAUUCUAGAAAUUAUUCCUAUAAAUUAUAAUUUUAAGAUAGUGCAAAUAAUGUAGGUAAGUUGAUAUUUUUAUGUUGUUUGGUAACAACUGGGAGAGUUGAAGUAAGAUUGCCAGAUCAAAAUAUCAAAAGGCCUUCUUAAGGUUUUGAUUGUGUUUCAGGAAACACCAAUGGAAGUGAUGUGUUUAUCCUCUACUCAAUGGAUAUAAGAAGAGCAUAUCCAGCAUAUGAAAUAAUCUAUACAUGA